CCUCAUCUCAUCUCCACCAAGCACCACUGCUCCACAGUCCACUUCACUCCGCAACAGCAGCCGCAGCAGAGGAAGAGAGGAAGCCGGAGCAGCAGCUGCAAUGGAGGCGCGGGCUCUCCUUGCGAGCUUCGUGCUCACCGCGCUGGUCGCGCAGGCCUUCGUCGGCGUGGUCGAGUCCAGGACCAGCCCCAUGGAGGAGAAGGCGAGCCAAGGUGACGACGUGAAGAAGCCGGACUGCGUGCCGGGAGUGGACCCGCACAUGUUCCCCGGGGUUGGCGGGCACGGCGGUGGCAUCACGCCCGUUCCGUCGCACGGCGGUGGCAUCACGCCGGUGCCUUCGCACGGCGGCUCCAGCGGCACGUCGCCGUCCCACGGGGGCUCCAGCGGGCCGGCGCUGCCUUCCCCGUCGCACGGCGGCGCCGGGUCGUCGCCGUCCACCGGCGGAGGGUACGGUGGUUCCCCGUCCCACGGCGGCUCCGGGUCGUCGCCGUCCACUGGCGGUGGCGGAGCGUACGGUAGUUCCCCGUCGACCCCAGGCGGCGCCUACGGGAGCGGCGGGUCCGCGUCGCCGUCCCAAGGAGGAGGCGCAUACGGGGGCAGCUCACCAACCCCGGCGUACGGCGACUCCCCGUCGCACGGCGGCAUCGGGACCUCCUCCCCGACGCCGUUCGUCGCCGUCGACCCCCACAGCCUCGGCUCCCUCCCCGGGUCAUGCGACUACUGGAGGUCCCACCCCAUGGAGAUCUGGUCGGCGAUCGGCGGGCGGUUCCCGAGCUCGAUGAGGCACCUGUUCGGCUCGGCGGCGGGCGGUGUGGGCGGCGCCGACGUGAGCAUCCAGGACGCGCUGGCCAACACCCGGUCCGACGGCGCGGGCGCGCUGCUGCGCGAGGGCGCCGCGGCGCUGCUCAACUCCAUGACCCGCGCGGGGUUCCUCUACACCACGGAGCAGGUCCGCGACGCGUUCGCGGCCGCGGCGGCCGGCGGGUCCGACGGCGCCGCCGCGGCGCAGGCGGCGGCCUUCAAGAAGGCCAACGAGGGCAAGGCGUAGAGGAGGCGACGGGGUCAGAUGGUGAUCGAUUGUGUUCAGCCGUGGUGAAAGUACCAGCUCGUGGAGUGCAUGUUUAUUUGUUGGGUGCGUGUAUGUUGGUUUGACGUGGUGACGUCCGUUGGUUUGUGUCCGGGGUGAGCACCGGCGGCCUGUGUGGUGUGCAAGUGCAAUCGCUCGUGUUAUUUUGCUGUUUUUUCGUGUGGAUCUCUCGUCUCUCGGUGGAUGGAUGAGCGGAGCUAGCAAUGCAAACUACUAGUGUUCUAGUUGGAUUCCGAAUUCUGAUCUUGCUGUAUUCCUGAUGAUGCAGUUUUCGGAUCUUUUUUCGUGCCA
This is a messenger RNA of Panicum virgatum (switchgrass), 1378 nucleotides long. Its product is annotated as protodermal factor 1-like. The coding region runs from base 101 to 1048 and encodes 315 amino acids. Lineage: Eukaryota; Viridiplantae; Streptophyta; Magnoliopsida; Poales; Poaceae. The record is from RefSeq and is a predicted model, not a curated record. The transcript is spliced from 3 exons.